Molecule: messenger RNA, 1554 nt
Organism: Aspergillus niger
Lineage: Eukaryota; Fungi; Ascomycota; Eurotiomycetes; Eurotiales; Aspergillaceae
Gene: tpsA
Product: trehalose-6-phosphate synthase subunit 1 tpsA-Aspergillus niger
Exons: 5
Coding region: 1-1554 (517 amino acids)
Biological process (GO): trehalose biosynthetic process; cellular response to heat
Cellular component (GO): cytosol; alpha,alpha-trehalose-phosphate synthase complex (UDP-forming)
Molecular function (GO): alpha,alpha-trehalose-phosphate synthase (UDP-forming) activity
Source: RefSeq, a predicted model, not a curated record
AUGCCUUCCCUCGAAAACCCCACCUUUCAGAAUGAGGCUCGCUUGCUCCUCGUCUCCAAUCGGCUUCCAAUCACGAUCAAGCGAUCGGAUGACGGUCGCUAUGACUUCUCCAUGUCCUCCGGUGGCCUGGUCAGUGGACUAAGUGGCCUGUCCAAAUCCACAACCUUCCAAUGGUACGGCUGGCCCGGUUUGGAGGUCCCGGAGGGGGAGAUUCCCGUGGUGAAGGAACGCUUGAAGCAGGAGUAUAACGCCGUGCCAGUGUUCAUUGAUGACGAGCUGGCAGACCGUCACUACAAUGGCUUUUCUAACUCCAUUCUCUGGCCCCUCUUCCAUUACCAUCCCGGUGAGAUUACCUUUGACGAGUCCGCCUGGGAAGCAUACAAGGAGGCCAACCGUCUUUUCGCCAAAGCGGUUGCGAAGGAAGUUCAAGAUGGCGACUUGAUCUGGGUGCAUGAUUAUCACUUGAUGCUUCUCCCUGAGAUGCUGCGUGAGGAGAUCGGCGAUAGCAAGGAGAAUGUCAAGAUCGGCUUCUUCCUCCAUACGCCCUUCCCUAGCAGCGAGAUCUACAGAAUUCUCCCUGUCCGGAACGAGUUGUUGCUCGGUGUCUUGCAUUGCGACUUGAUUGGGUUCCAUACCUACGACUAUACUAGGCACUUUUUGAGUGCUUGCUCGCGACUCUUGGGCUUAACAACUACGCCUAAUGGGAUCGAAUUUCAGGGCAAGAUCAUUGCCUGCGGUGCCUUCCCUAUCGGUAUCGACCCGGAGAAGUUUGAAGAGGGGUUGAAGAAGGAGAAAGUCCAGAAACGCAUUGCGAUGCUGGAACAAAAGUUCCAGGGCGUGAAACUCAUGGUGGGUGUGGACCGCCUGGAUUACAUCAAAGGUGUCCCCCAGAAAUUACAUGCCCUUGAGGUGUUCCUUAGCGAUCAUCCGGAGUGGGUUGGCAAGGUUGUCCUGGUUCAGGUUGCUGUUCCUAGUCGACAAGAUGUGGAGGAAUACCAGAACUUGAGGGCUGUUGUGAAUGAGCUGGUGGGCCGGAUUAACGGCAAAUUUGGCACGGUUGAAUUCAUGCCUAUCCAUUUCCUGCACAAGUCUGUCAACUUUGACGAGCUAAUUGCCCUGUACGCGGUUUCUGACGCCUGCAUUGUUUCGUCAACCCGCGACGGGAUGAACCUCGUCGCCUAUGAGUACAUCGCCACUCAGAAAAAGCGUCAUGGUGUCUUGGUGCUUUCCGAGUUCGCGGGUGCUGCUCAGAGCCUUAACGGCAGUAUCAUCAUAAACCCCUGGAACACCGAAGAGCUGGCGGGUGCUUAUCAGGAAGCGGUAACCAUGAGCGACGAGCAGAGAGCCCUCAACUUCUCCAAGCUCGACAAAUAUGUCAAUAAAUAUACAAGUGCAUUCUGGGGCCAGUCCUUCGUGACAGAAUUGACUCGCAUAUCGGAGCAUUCGGCGGAGAAGUUCCAUGCUAAGAAGGCUUCUUUCAGCGACAACAACUCCGAGAACGGGGAACCUUCCAACGGUGUAGAGACUCCGGCCCAGGAGCAGGUGGCACAGUGA